Messenger RNA from Thlaspi arvense, 465 nucleotides. Lineage: Eukaryota; Viridiplantae; Streptophyta; Magnoliopsida; Brassicales; Brassicaceae. The record is from the annotation of a GenBank genome assembly.
AUGAUAUCCGGCCAGCAGAAAAGACAGUCACGGCUAUUUUCGAGCGAGAAAUCGAAAGCCGGAUUUGGCCGGAGGACGUGCCGGAACAGAGAUCGGGGAAUGUCGCCGGCUAGGGUUUCAGACUACGGCGAUGAGGAGGAAUGCUGCGGCGGAUCGAGCGGUUACUCGUCGGAGUCGUCCCAGUGCUGGAAGCAGACGCCACAGAGGUACGCGCCGGCAGCGGCCCGGCGGGUCGGAGGACGGCCGAGCCACUCCCGAAACGUGUCCGGAUUGACGUUCUGUUUGAGUCCUCUGGUGCGUGCGAGCCCUAAUCCGCACUGGAACCAGAAGGGAAUGCCGCCGGAGAUGGGAUUUUCCGGCGAGAUCAGGGUACCGGUCAAGCCUCACCUGUCGACGGCGGCGUCGUUCUGCGCAAACCGAUCUCGGAAGCUCGCCGAUUUCGGGCGGCUCAAUCCCAACCACUGA